AGAAGCGCGGCGGCGGCGGCGGCUCCGCCUCCCUGUGGUCGGUGCGCGGCCUGGAGUCCCCGCCUCCUGCCUCCCUCCUCCCUGCCCGGCUGGCCUCUCUCUCUCUCUCAGGCAGCCAUGGCGGCGGCGGCGGAGCAGGAGCAGCAGCAGUUCUACCUUCUCCUAGGCAACCUGCUCAGCCCGGACAAUGUCGUCCGGAAACAGGCCGAGGAAACAUAUGAGAACAUACCAGGCCAAUCUAAAAUUACAUUCCUUCUACAAGCUGUCAGAAAUACUACGGUUGCUGAAGAGGCUAGACAAAUGGCUGCUGUGCUUCUCCGAAGACUUUUGUCAGCUUCUUUUGAGGAAGUUUAUCCAACGUUACCCCCUGAAGUUCAAACUGCUAUCAAAAGUGAAUUGCUGUUGAUUAUUCAGCUGGAAACACAAUCCAGUAUGAGGAGAAAAAUAUGUGAUAUCGUAGCUGAGCUGGCCAGGAAUCUAAUAGAUGAGGAUGGCAAUAACCAAUGGCCUGAAGGGCUGAAGUUUUUGUUUGACUCUGUCAGCUCUCAAAAUGUGGGACUGCGCGAAGCUGCACUUCACAUCUUCUGGAACUUUCCUGGUAUUUUUGGAAAUCAACAGCAGCAUUAUUUGGAUGUCAUCAAACGGAUGUUGGUGCAGUGUAUGCAAGAUCAGGAGAAUCCCACGAUCAGGACACUGUCGGCUAGGGCUGCGGCUGCAUUUGUUCUUGCUAAUGAGCAAAAUCUUCCUCUUCUAAAACAUUUUGCAGACUUACUUCCAGGAAUCCUGCAGGCGGUAAAUGACUCCUGUUACCAAAAUGAUGAUUCAGUAUUGAAGUCCCUUGUAGAGAUUGCAGAUACGGUUCCAAAGUAUCUACGGCCACACUUAGAACCUACAUUGCAACUAAGUUUGAAGUUGUGUGCAGAUACUAAUCUCAGCAACAUGCAACGCCAACUGGCUCUUGAAGUAAUAGUUACAUUAUCUGAGACCGCAGCUGCUAUGCUUAGAAGGCAUAUCAAUAUUGUUGCACAAGCUAUUCCUCAGAUGUUAACAAUGAUGGUUGACCUAGAAGAAGAUGAAGACUGGGCAAAUUCUGAUGAGUUAGAAGACGAUGACUUUGACAGCAAUGCUGUUGCUGGUGAGAGUGCGUUGGACAGAAUGGCUUGUGGCCUUGGUGGAAAACUUGUUCUGCCUAUGAUAAAAGAACAUAUUAUGCAAAUGCUUCAGAAUCCUGACUGGAAGUGUAGACAUGCUGGCUUGAUGGCUCUCUCAGCUAUUGGCGAAGGCUGUCACCAACAGAUGGAGGGGAUUCUGAAUGAAAUAGUUAACCUGGUUUUGCUUUUUCUUCAGGACCCUCACCCAAGAGUAAGAUAUGCAGCUUGCAAUGCAAUUGGUCAGAUGGCUACAGACUUUGCACCAGGCUUCCAGAAAAAAUUCCAUGAGAAGGUAAUUGCAGCUCUUCUGCAGACCAUGGAAGACCAAGGCAAUCAGCGAGUUCAGGCUCAUGCAGCCGCUGCUCUGAUCAACUUUACUGAAGACUGUCCCAAAUCACUGCUUAUUCCUUACUUAGAUAACUUAGUGAAGCAUCUUCAUUCCACUAUGGUAUUAAAAUUGCAGGAGCUGAUUGAAAAAGGCACUAAGUUGGUUCUGGAACAGGUUGUUACAUCCAUUGCAUCAGUUGCUGAUACAGCAGAAGAGAAGUUUGUUCCAUACUAUGAUUUAUUUAUGCCUUCUCUUAAACACAUUGUUGAGAAUGCUGUGCAGAAGGAACUUAGACUCUUGAGAGGGAAAACCAUAGAAUGCAUCAGCUUAAUUGGCCUUGCAGUAGGUAAAGAAAAGUUCAUGCAGGAUGCAUCAGAUGUGAUGCAGCUCUUGCUGAAAACACAGACUGACUUCAAUGACCUGGAAGAUGACGACCCUCAGAUAUCGUAUAUGAUUUCUGCAUGGGCUAGAAUGUGCAAGAUUCUUGGAAAGGAAUUCCAGCAGUACCUCCCUGUUGUGAUGGGUCCUUUAAUGAAAACUGCAUCAAUUAAGCCCGAAGUGGCUCUCCUUGACACACAAGAUAUGGAGAACAUUAGUGACGAUGAUGGCUGGGAGUUUGUAAAUCUGGGUGACCAGCAGAGUUUUGGUAUCAAGACUGCAGGCCUUGAAGAAAAAGCAACGGCGUGCCAGAUGUUGGUUUGCUAUGCCAAAGAGCUAAAAGAAGGAUUUGUGGAGUACACAGAGCAAGUUGUAAAACUGAUGGUUCCUUUGUUAAAAUUCUAUUUCCAUGAUGGUGUUCGUGUGGCAGCUGCAGAAUCUAUGCCUUUGCUCCUGGAAUGUGCAAGAGUUCGUGGCCCAGAAUACCUCACCCAGAUGUGGCAUUUUAUGUGUGAUGCCCUUAUCAAGGCCAUAGGGACAGAACCUGACUCAGAUGUACUGUCAGAAAUAAUGCAUUCUUUUGCCAAGUGUAUUGAAGUAAUGGGAGAUGGCUGCCUUAACAAUGAACACUUUGAAGAACUUGGGGGAAUAUUGAAAGGAAAACUAGAAGAGCACUUUAAAAAUCAAGAAUUAAGGCAAGUGAAAAGGCAAGAUGAAGAUUACGAUGAGCAAGUUGAAGAGUCACUGCAAGAUGAACACGACAGUGAUGUCUACAUUCUGACUAAAGUGUCAGAUAUUUUGCACUCGAUAUUCAGCAGCUACAAGUCAAAGGUGUUGCCAUGGUUUGAACAGCUACUACAACAAAUUGUCAACUUAAUUUGCCCACACAGGCCAUGGCCAGACAGGCAGUGGGGUUUAUGCAUUUUUGAUGAUGUCAUAGAACACUGCAGCCCAUCCUCAUUCAAAUAUGCAGAAUACUUCUUGAGACCAAUGCUACAGUCAAUAUGUGACAACAGCCCAGAGGUUAGACAAGCAGCUGCAUAUGGUAUUGGCGUCAUGGCACAAUUUGGCGGGGACAAUUAUCGGCCUUUCUGCACAGAGGCCCUUCCAUUGCUGGUGAGAGUUAUUCAAUCAGCAGAUGCCAAAACCAAAGAAAAUAUCAACGCAACAGAAAACUGCAUUUCAGCAGUUGGGAAGAUCAUGAAGUUUAAGCCUGACUGUAUAAAUGUUGAAGAAGUGCUGCCUCAUUGGUUAUCAUGGCUGCCACUGCAUGAAGACAAAGAAGAAGCUGUUCAUACUUUCAAUUAUUUGUGUGACCUAAUAGAGAGUAAUCAUCCCAUUGUUUUGGGCCCCAACAAUUCUAAUCUGCCCAAAAUAUUCAGUAUAAUUGCGGAUGGUGAAAUGAACGAAGCUAUGAAGCGUGGGGAUCCAUGCACCAAACGACUGGCUAACGUAGUUCGGCAAGUGCAGACUUCUGGAGGUUUGUGGACAGAAUGCAUAUCUCAGCUCAAUGCAGAACAGCAGGCAGCCAUACAGGAGCUGCUGAACUCUGCGUAAAGGGCCUUAAUUAUCAUCCACAAGAAAACUCCAAAUAAACAUUUACCCUUCGGUUUAGGUUUCUUUGUUUUGUUUUUAAGAGAGAAAACUGUAGUGCAUGUAGGCCAUUCUGCAACCUACAAGCAGUGGCAGCAGGAAGAAACGGUUUCAAAUGGUGUUGCAAUGAAUUUCUACCCAUCAGCACUGAAGGAGCUCCCUGUAAAACCUGCAGUAGCACUGAAGAGUAUUUUUCUAAUGGUAUGAACCAACCACAUGAUGGUGAAAGGGAAACAAGUUGAAUUUCCAUUAAGCAUAAACUUAAUUAAGACAGCUUUUAAGACCAGGUAUUCAGUAGACACCCAUUAUAACAGAUUACAGGCAUUUUUACCCUCUAGUGUUAACAUGUAUUGGAGUGUGAGUAUUUUUGUAGGGUAGAAAACACCCUUCUGCCCACCAAACCAAGUAGAUUAAGAGACUAUAAACUGACGGCAACAUCGAGCAUGAAGACUUCAUCGAUAUCGCAUUCAGUUCUCUGAAACAGGCUUGUGUAGCGACUCAAUGAAGAAAGCCAUUGAGCUCUCAGCCCUUGAAUGUGAAGUGUCUUUGGCAUGUCUGACAGUAUCUCAUCCACUCCUUCAAUAAAUGACAUUGAAAUACAAUCAAA
Molecule: messenger RNA, 4057 nt
Organism: Podarcis raffonei (Aeolian wall lizard)
Lineage: Eukaryota; Metazoa; Chordata; Lepidosauria; Squamata; Lacertidae
Gene: IPO5
Product: importin 5
Exons: 26
Coding region: 118-3414 (1098 amino acids)
Biological process (GO): protein import into nucleus
Cellular component (GO): cytoplasm; nucleus
Molecular function (GO): small GTPase binding; nuclear import signal receptor activity
Source: RefSeq, a predicted model, not a curated record